UGAAUUGAAGUAUUAUUUGGAGUUUUUGUGUGGUGUGAAUCAAGGUAACAGGUGUUUGUUGUUUUCUUUUGAUAAAUUUUAUAUUUCUUCAAUCAAAAUUAGCUAGCAUAUGAGAAAGGAUUUGGGGGGCUUUUCCUUUCUUCUUUGUGCAUAAAAAGAAAAAGAAAAAUGCAUCCUCCGGAAACCACCACCAAGAUGGCUUCAGUUCGGUUCAUGGUGACACCAACAAAGAUUGAUGACAUUCCAGGAUUGUCAGACACCAGCCCGGACCUCAGCUCUCGAUCUAGUUCUCGAGUAAGAUUUAGCUCCCGGGAAAGUGUGCCUGAAACCAGUCGCAGUGAGCCGAUGAGUGAGAUGUCAGGGGCCACCACUUCAUUGGCAACUGUUGCUCUGGAUCCAGCCAGUGACCGGACUUCCAACCCCCAGGAUAAUACUGAGGACCCGAGUCAGAACUCCAUCACAGGGGAAUACAGCCAGCUGUUAGAUGAUGGACAUAAGAAAGCUCGAAAUGCUUACCUCAAUAAUUCCAGUUAUGAAGAAGAUGAAUAUUUUGACAAAAACUUGGCACUAUUUGAGGAAGAAAUGGACACCAGGCCAAAGGUGUCUUCUCUGCUGAACCGCAUGGCCAAUUACACAAAUCUGACACAAGGAGCAAAGGAACAUGAAGAGGCAGAGAACAUUACUGAAGGGAAGAAGAAGCCUGCUAAGACCCCCCAAAUGGGUACCUUCAUGGGUGUCUACCUUCCAUGUCUACAGAAUAUUUUUGGAGUGAUCCUGUUUCUGCGCCUUACAUGGGUGGUGGGCACAGCUGGAGUUCUUCAAGCCUUUGCCAUUGUUUUUAUCUGCUGCUGCUGUACCAUAUUGACUGCUAUCUCCAUGAGUGCCAUUGCUACUAAUGGAGUGGUACCAGCUGGGGGCUCAUAUUUUAUGAUUUCCCGGGCACUGGGCCCAGAGUUCGGUGGGGCUGUUGGUCUCUGCUUUUAUCUUGGUACCACAUUUGCAGCAGCCAUGUAUAUCCUUGGUGCCAUUGAAAUUUUUCUGGUGUAUAUUGUUCCCCGGGCUGCCAUCUUUCGCAGUGAUGAUGCACUCAAGGAAGCAGCAGCCAUGCUAAAUAACAUGCGUGUCUAUGGCACAGCCUUCUUGGUUGUUAUGGUACUGGUGGUGUUCAUCGGCGUACGCUAUGUGAACAAGUUUGCCUCACUUUUCCUGGCCUGUGUCAUUGUAUCCAUCUUGGCCAUCUAUGCUGGAGCCAUCAAGUCAUCUUUUGCCCCUCCACAUUUCCCGGUAUGUAUGCUUGGUAACCGCACUCUUUCAUCAAGACAUAUUGACGUUUGCUCUAAGACCAAGGAGAUGAACAACAUGACAGUCCCAUCAAAGUUAUGGGGCUUCUUCUGUAACUCAAGCCAGUUUUUCAAUGCCACCUGCGAUGAAUACUUUGUUCACAAUAAUGUCACUUCAAUCCAGGGCAUUCCUGGGUUGGCUAGUGGUAUCAUUACAGAGAAUCUUUGGAGUAAUUAUCUACCAAAGGGAGAGAUUAUUGAAAAACCCUCAGCCAAAUCUUCCGAUGUCCUAGGCAGCUUAAGUCACGAAUACGUGCUUGUUGAUAUCACCACCUCCUUCACUCUGCUAGUGGGGAUCUUCUUUCCCUCUGUCACAGGUAUCAUGGCCGGGUCAAACCGAUCUGGAGAUCUAAAAGAUGCUCAGAAGUCUAUUCCUAUUGGCACUAUUCUCGCCAUCCUGACCACCUCAUUUGUCUAUUUAAGCAAUGUUGUCCUUUUUGGUGCGUGUAUUGAAGGAGUUGUUCUUAGAGACAAGUUUGGGGAUGCUGUGAAAGGUAAUUUGGUGGUGGGCACCUUAUCUUGGCCCUCCCCGUGGGUGAUAGUUAUUGGCUCCUUCUUUUCAACGUGUGGGGCUGGACUUCAGAGUCUCACGGGGGCACCAAGGCUGCUACAGGCGAUUGCCAAGGAUAACAUCAUACCAUUUCUUAGGGUUUUUGGUCACAGCAAAGCCAAUGGAGAACCUACCUGGGCUUUGCUUCUAACUGCUGCCAUUGCAGAGCUGGGAAUCCUCAUUGCCUCCCUGGAUCUGGUGGCCCCAAUACUUUCCAUGUUUUUUCUCAUGUGUUACCUCUUCGUGAACCUAGCAUGUGCCUUGCAAACAUUACUUCGAACACCCAACUGGAGACCCCGGUUCCGUUACUACCACUGGACCCUGUCUUUCAUGGGAAUGAGUAUCUGUCUGGCUCUGAUGUUCAUUUCUUCUUGGUAUUAUGCCAUUGUAGCUAUGGUGAUAGCUGGUAUGAUCUACAAGUACAUCGAAUACCAAGGAGCUGAGAAAGAAUGGGGUGAUGGUAUCCGUGGGCUAUCCCUCAGUGCAGCCCGCUUUGCUUUGCUUCGGCUGGAGGAAGGACCGCCACACACUAAGAACUGGAGGCCUCAGUUGCUUGUCUUACUGAAGCUAGAUGAAGACUUACACGUCAAGCAUCCUCGCCUCCUCACCUUUGCCUCACAGCUCAAGGCAGGAAAGGGUCUCACAAUUGUGGGCUCUGUCAUUGUGGGGAACUUCCUGGAGAACUAUGGUGAGGCUUUAGCUGCUGAGCAGACCAUAAAGCACCUAAUGGAGGCAGAGAAGGUGAAAGGAUUCUGCCAGCUGGUGGUGGCAGCCAAGCUGAAAGAGGGUAUUUCCCACCUCAUCCAGUCAUGUGGCCUUGGGGGCAUGAAGCACAACACAGUGGUGAUGGGCUGGCCUAAUGGCUGGCGCCAGAGUGAAGAUGCUCGAGCAUGGAAGACUUUUAUUGGCACAGUUCGAGUGACAACUGCUGCCCAUCUUGCCUUGCUGGUGGCUAAGAACAUCUCCUUCUUUCCCAGCAAUGUGGAGCAGUUUUCUGAGGGCAACAUUGAUGUGUGGUGGAUUGUGCAUGAUGGAGGGAUGCUCAUGCUAUUACCAUUCCUACUCAAACAGCACAAGGUGUGGCGAAAGUGCAACAUACGGAUCUUCACUGUAGCCCAGCUAGAAGACAACAGUAUCCAGAUGAAGAAGGAUUUGGCCACCUUCCUGUAUCACCUACGCAUUGAGGCAGAGGUGGAAGUGGUAGAAAUGCAUGACAGUGACAUAUCCGCUUAUACUUACGAGCGCACUCUGAUGAUGGAGCAGAGGUCCCAGAUGCUCCGGCACAUGCGACUGUCCAAAACAGAGCGGGACAGAGAGGCACAGCUGGUGAAAGACCGGAAUUCAAUGCUGCGAUUGACUAGCAUUGGCUCUGAUGAGGAUGAAGAGACAGAGACCUAUCAGGAGAAGGUGCACAUGACUUGGACAAAAGACAAGUACAUGGCAUCCCGGGGGCAAAAAGCCAAGACAAUGGAAGGGUUCCAAGACCUGCUUAACAUGCGCCCGGAUCAGUCCAAUGUGAGGCGGAUGCAUACAGCAGUCAAGCUCAAUGAGGUUAUAGUUAACAAGUCCCAUGAAGCAAAGCUGGUUUUGUUGAACAUGCCCGGGCCACCCCGAAACCCUGAGGGUGAUGAAAACUAUAUGGAGUUCCUAGAAGUGCUCACCGAGGGACUUGAACGAGUUCUUCUUGUCCGGGGUGGUGGCAGUGAAGUGAUCACCAUUUAUUCAUAACCUGCCUUUGAAUGACUCUGCUUAGCCUCCCCUUUCCUAAAAGACUUCCAUCCUCCAUGGCCAGCACCAGCCCUUCACUACUCUGCUACCCAACUAGAGCUGUACGUUCUGCAUACAUUACACUCAGCCCUGGAUGUGCCGAGCCUCAAGUACUUG
Molecule: messenger RNA, 3774 nt
Organism: Chrysochloris asiatica (Cape golden mole)
Lineage: Eukaryota; Metazoa; Chordata; Mammalia; Afrosoricida; Chrysochloridae
Gene: SLC12A6
Product: solute carrier family 12 (potassium/chloride transporter), member 6
Exons: 25
Coding region: 169-3618 (1149 amino acids)
Biological process (GO): potassium ion homeostasis; chloride ion homeostasis; cell volume homeostasis
Cellular component (GO): membrane
Molecular function (GO): potassium:chloride symporter activity
Source: RefSeq, a predicted model, not a curated record